Sphaeramia orbicularis (orbiculate cardinalfish) is the source of this 3574-nucleotide messenger RNA. It is a transcript of the gene znf148, whose product is annotated as zinc finger protein 148. Gene Ontology annotation, molecular function: DNA-binding transcription factor activity, RNA polymerase II-specific; RNA polymerase II cis-regulatory region sequence-specific DNA binding. Gene Ontology annotation, biological process: regulation of transcription by RNA polymerase II. NCBI's taxonomy places the organism in Eukaryota, Metazoa, Chordata, Actinopteri, Kurtiformes, Apogonidae. The transcript is spliced from 7 exons. The record is from RefSeq and is a predicted model, not a curated record. Bases 179 to 2626 code for a protein of 815 amino acids.
GUUGGUUUGACAAGCGCAGCUAGCUAGCUGGCUAGCAAGAGACUUAACCCACUUAACCUAAGUGACACAGUCAGCGUUGUUUACAUAUGUGGCUAAGCAGCUGUCGGCGUGUGCUUAAACCGUGACAGAUACUUACUUGUCCUAUUGCCACUUCGACUUAACAGUUACUCUAUGUAAGAUGAACACUGAGGACAAGUUAGAGGGGAUGCUGCUAAAGUGCAGCAGUGGAGGACUAGAUGGAGGAGGGCGAGUUGGGCUGAGCAGUGGAGGAGGACUGGUGGUGAUGACUCUGGGAGAACGAUCUCUGGUGAACCAUCCGCUUCUGGCUGAGGACGAUGACGAUGACGACGAUGAUGAGGACUUGACGGGGAGCUCUCUGGUUACUCAUGACCUGGUCCCUCCAGAGCAGCUGAUGAUGCAGGAGGAGAUGACAAAGAAUGGUGGAGGAGGAGAAGAGGAGGGAGGAAGUGAGGUGGGAGUGCAUUUCCCCCUAAAACUCACCAAUAAGUUGCCCUGCUUACUUCAUAUGCCAUUAAGCAUUAAGCAGGAACUGAAGCUGCCAGACCCAUCAAGCCAGAUGAAGAAGGACAAAAAAGUAAAGGAUCUAAUGGUGUGUCCCAAAAAGAAAAAAAGGAAGCAGCGUUCACCAGCAAAGAUUCUCAGUAUCAAUGAGGAUGGAUCUUUGGGCAUACAGAACCCAAAGUGUCAUGUUUGUGUACACUGCAAUGCUGCAUUUAGAACCAACUAUCAUCUGCAGAGGCACGUCUUCAUUCACACAGGAGAGAAGCCAUUUCAAUGCAGUCAGUGUGACAUGCGCUUCAUUCAGAAAUAUCUCCUCCAGAGACAUGAGAAGAUCCAUACUGGUGAGAAGCCUUUCCGCUGUGAUGAAUGUGGAAUGAGAUUCAUCCAGAAGUAUCACAUGGAGAGGCACAAGAGGACCCACAGUGGGGAGAAACCCUACCAGUGUGACUACUGUCACCAGUACUUCUCCAGAACUGACAGGGUUUUAAAACACAGGCGAAUGUGUCACGAGAACAGAGAGAGAAAGACCAACAAGGCAGCUGGUAAAGUUGGACCUCUGCGUGAACCCGAUUCUUUAGGCCUCCCCUUUCUUGCCAAAGAGUGUUCGCUGCCUAAAAAGAAGCGCCAAAAGUGUUCAGAGAAGUUGCAGAGUUCAGGGGCUUCCACCGCUGCCCAGACUGAAGGGCAUUCUGUUGCUGUUGCAGAAGCAGAGGAGAAAGAGGAGCAGAGACAGAACAAAAUUGAAGGUCUACCUCUCUAUGCUGUGUCCUCCAAAGUCAAGCACGAAUAUGUGAUUUCAGACUAUUCUGUGGAACUCCCUGAAGAAUCUGCAAGCCAAAACCAAGAGGGAGAGUUGUCAUCAGAAGAGACAACUCCUCCUAAAUUAGUUCUAAAAAAAGUCUCCAAGAGGAGUCUCAAACAGCCCAGCGAACAGCCUCCUCCCAGCCUGUCCACACUGUCUUCCUUCGAGGAGAAUAGCAAAGUCACACAAUAUACCUUUGAAAUUGUAGACAAGCAAGGGCUUUUGGAUGUAGACAGCAAUACUGAACUUGAAUCAGUUGAAACUCUUCAAGGAGGUCCAACAAAACCAGCAGCCAGCAGCACAAAUUACGACGACGCCAUGCAGUUUCUCAAGAAGAAACGUUACCUUCAGGCCGCGAUGGCCAACAACAGCCGGGAUUAUGGCCUCAACACAAGCAGCAUUUCUGCUCAGCCGCCCGUCACACAAACUGUGGUGUCGACUGUCAUUGACGAAACAGUCCCUGCCACCAUCCUGGAGCCCCAGCCCAUCAACACAGAGAUUAAAGCAAGUCAUGAUAAGAACGUACUGCCAGAUGAAGUCCUUCAGACUCUGUUGGACCACUAUUCCAACAAAGCCAACGGACAGUCAGACAUUUCUUUUAGUGUUGCUGACACAGAGGUGACGUCAAGCAUAUCCAUUAACUCCUCAGAUGUUUCGGACAGCAGCCCCGUGGAGAGCCUGGCAGCCUCUAGUGCCCACGUUCAGCCACCUACUGAGAAGGUUAGUCUCUUGCAAGAAUACUCCAAAUUUCUCCAACAAGCACUUGAGAGGACCAGCCAGAAUGACAGCUACUUGACCAGCCAGAGCCUCAGCUUGGUCUCAGAAAACCCCACUUUAGCUGGACAGCCUCUGUUCUCCACAGAGAAACAGUUUCCUUCUCCCAGCAGGUUCAAAUCAGGUAUGAGCUCUCCGCUAAGGUCCGCUUUAGAGAAACCUCACUUCGGAUUACUGGUCGGGGACUCCCAACACUCAUUUUCAUUUUCAGGUGACGAGACCACGCCUCCCUCAGCGGUGUCCCCAGCUGAGGAGGACUUCCUGGAGCAGGUCUCGCCCUCCAAAAAGACAGACUCUACGCAAGGGAUACUGCAGACUUUUCAAAUAAGCUCCUUCGAUCAGAACUUCAAGUCACAUUUCCAGACAUCAAGAUCUGGAUCCUCUUCACAGUUUACUGUUGCCAAUGGACAAGUAAGUCUUCGAGGACACAGCACAGACUUCUCAGAGUUCCCCUUAGUUAGAGUCACUGAGACCAGGUCUCAACUGAACUCCUCUCCUGAUGUUUCUUCCAGUGAAACCUUUGGCUGACAGGAGGCGUGAAGAAUUCAUUUCUGUCGAUAAUUUCAGCGGCACUUUAUCUCAUGUUUCCUGUUUUGCCAAAACAAGUCCCAUUACAACUUCAUGCUCUUUCUCAAAGAAGAAAAAAAGAGUUUCUGUUUUAUGUUUUAAGUCUGACUGAAUGAAAAUUGAUUAAUUAAAAAAAGUAUAAUUAAUUCUCCCCCUCUUUAAAAAAAGAAUUGAAGUAGUUCUUGCACCAGAAUGUACACUGAGAUACUGGGCGACCAAAGCAAGAGAUUAAGUGAAAUGUUAUCUCUCAGAGUUUAUUUUUUAUGUUGUCAAUCAGUUUGUUUAAUGAUGAUCAAAUCACCUGUGCUGCUUUAUGCAAUAUUUCCACUUACUGAAAUGUAGGCCCUAUUUAUGUACGCCAUUUUGCUGUUAGCUACCUCCCUCUGCAGUUUAUCUGGUAAAACAACUCGGCAGUUUUCAGUUCACUCCUAGAAUCUUUUGUUAUUCCAGCUGUAUAACUCCUGUGAGAGGACGGGUUUGGAUUUCCAGGUUUGCCUUAACACAGUUCUCACAUGCAGUAUAGACAAGGCCAUGCGGUAAUCAGUAUCAACGUCAUCACCGCACAGUGGCAACGUGUUAGAAUAAGUGCACGGCCCAAUUGAGUCCAUAUGGUGCAAGUACUGUAUUAACACGAACCUGAAAAAUACAAACCUUUCCUUGCAUUUGCCUAUAGAAAUUACAUUGUGGUGUGAUCACAAUUGAUUCUUCACUUUAUGUUGAAGUCACUUUACCAUCACCUAAAAUGGGUGUUGCUAUAUGAUAUAUGUAAUGUAUCCUAAGGAAAGAUUGGAGUGAUUGUAUUUAUCUGGUAUAGACACAGUUUAAGUUUCUUUUGACAGAUUAUACCUAAUUGGUUGUUCUAAAGGCCAAGACUAAAACUGAAAUACCCCCACCCACCCUGCAAAAAAA